UUUGAAUGGAAACAGCGGCGAGGCGAUUCUUUGGAGCAGAAGGCUGGGUUUUCUCGCGGUUUGCGAGUAAUACAUUUGGGAUCGGCAGGAGAAGAGUUACUUCAGACUCCCCUCCCCCCCUCCAAGCGCGCCUUUUGCAUUGAAGGAAGUUUUAUUUGCACGGGAGGAGAGCAGAUGCGAGCCAAGCCGGGAUUCUACCGUCUGGGUGGAGCUGGCAGUCCAAAGGCGCUGUUAAAGAGACGCCCCUGUGUGGCUAUAUAAGCGUUUUCCAUCGAAGGAGAGCGAGGUGCUUACUGCGCUGGGUCCUCGACAAGAAAAGGAUUAGCGUUGAAGCAAUGAGGAGUAGGAGAUGAAAUGGCUACAGAGGAGAAAUACCCGACCACUCCUUGCAGCAGAGGCUUUCUUACGCUGAGCCUGCACUGUACCUAACAUUUGAGAAAGAAAGUUGGAGAAAUACCACUUAAUCCUUGGGAAAAUAUUGUAGAGAAAAGGAAAAUAGUGGUGGUCUUCCUUUUUGGAAAACAAACUUAACUCUUGGCAGCAAUUUUUCUCAUUGAUUCCAUCUUAACCAGCUAGACCUUCCUUAAGAUUACUUCUCUCCUGUUUCCAUCACAGUCGGAGAAUUUGCUUGCUCACAGUGCAGCUUACCCAACAAUCAAGAUGAUGCAGAUCUGUGACUCUUACAGCCAAAAACAUUCCCUCUUCAAUGCAAUGAACCGCUUUAUUGGAGCUGUUAACAACAUGGAUCAAACAGUGAUGGUGCCCAGUCUUCUUCGGGAUGUGCCUCUCUUGCUGGAAGAACUGGAUUCAGGGGGUGGUUGUGGAGAAAGGGAGGCCCAGUUGACUCCCAAUGACAGUACCUAUUGUUCUUGCAGAGAUAUGUAUAGUCACUAUAUGUUGCUCAAGUCCAUUCGCAAUGACAUUGAAUGGGGUGUAUUGCAGCAGGCAAAUGAGGAAACCACUGGAAGGAAGAAGGAUAAGCUGAAUGGGAGCUCUGGUGCCAUGGACAUAAGUCGAGGAGUCCCUGAAGAUGAGGAGGCGGAGGAGGAUUUAGAGAAGCAAUUUCAUUAUCACUUGAGUGGGCUUCACACUGUGCUCUCUAAACUCACCCGCAAGGCCAAUGUACUUACCAACCGCUACAAGCAGGAGAUUGGAGUCAACAGCUGGGGGCACUGAAUCAGGGAGGGGGAAAGCAUGGCCUGCCUGCCUGCCUGUUUGGGUGAGAAGUAAAAAAACAAAAACAAAACAGAAAAGGGGAAAUAGGCAUUUGGAAAGGGCUAAAGAAGAAUGCAAACAAGAAUGGUGUGUGUGUGUGUGUGUGAGAGAGAGAGAGAGAGAGAGCGCGUUUAUGGGAGAUUUAAAAUUGUAAAGAAGGAGUAUAUCAAGGUCAGUAGUAAGAGUAGGAUGCAGUAUAAAAUUUUGUGUCUUGAAGAGAAGAAUGCAAAGAUAAUAAAAUGAAAGGGACUUUUUAUUUUAGAAUUUUACUGUUGACUACUAUAACUUUUGGGAGGCAGGAUGAUAAAUUUCUGCCUAAACUAGCAGGCAUAACUAGGCAGCCAAGUAUAAAGUUUCCAGAUUUUGAAGACUCAGAAUGAUGUAUAAUGGCCCUGGCCAGUUACUGAAAGAGUUUGUUGUAAUUCCUGGGAAACUGCACAAGUGCAUGUGGUGGUGGCAAUUGUAGAGAGGAUUGUAUCACUUCUUUCCUGAUUUUGCACUAAUUUUGUAACAUAAAUAUAUAUAUGUGUGUGUGUGUGUGUGUGGAUGUAUGUAAGAACUUAUCAAUUCUCUGCAUGCUGUCAGAAUUGUAGACAUCUUAUUUUUUACCAACGCACAAAAAUGUAUAUUAACACUAGUUAAAUAUGUUUUUUAAAUAUACAAGGUGAACAGUUAUUGUUCAUCUUUAGAUACAACACUUAUCUUUCCUUACUGCAUAGAACUGGUUGAGAUGAAACUGCAAGUAUGCUACUUAAAAUAUUUUUGCAGUGGAUAGAACCAGUUAGCUAAUGUCCACUCAUAUUUCAGUGGAGAGUAAAACCAAUUACUUAAUAUACACUCAUAUUUCACUGGAAAGAUAGGGUCCCAUUAUUGUACAUGUGUUGAAGAUUAUUUAAACUUUUUUAUUCAGAUGUGGAAUAUAUUCUAAAAUAAGAUAUAUUAACUAAAGUUGAUGUAUGUUUGUAUACUAUGGCUCCACUUGAAUUAAAUGCUAAUGUUUACAAUACAGCAACUCUAGAUAUUCUUUACAAGAGAAAUUAAAUUGUUUUAAUCAAUUUAUUCAAAUGGUGUAGGAGCAGUGUUCUCUGUUCACAACUCUUAUUCCAUGGAGCAGAUGAUCUUUGCAUUAUAAUCCAAAUUGUGUUGUUUAAUUUAUGUAUAUGCUGACUUUCUUUGAUUAAAUUCAAAGAAAUGCAAAUAGGGCUUCUCAGGGCAUUACAUUUUCAGACCUUUCGCAAAGUGGCUGUAUCAUGUGUCUUCCACCCAACCUCUCUUCUGUAUCGGACAGCACUUCUCAGAGCUCAUUUAUGUCCCAUGAAAUCAUCUGUUUAUUGGUGCGGUUGGCUUUUUUUAAGGUAAACACUCAACUCCUGUUUCUUGAUACUGGUAGUAUGAAAGUGGCUUGUCAGUAUCUUAUUCUAAGAUGUUUUUCAGACUACCUAAUCAGUCUUACACAUCUGAAAUUUAUUCCUUGUUUUCCAUCUGCAUACUAAUUAGAUUCAACCUUGCUUAGGUUUCUGAGCAUAGGCAAAGUAGGCCAGAUAUUGUAAUUUGUAAAUAAAUACCCAUUUUGUAGUAGAUCAAAACAAAAUAAAAACUAUUCACCCUCAAGAUAUACAAGAUUGUCUGUCCAUAUAACAAAUAGUUUUUCAUACAGUAUAUACUCCAAACUUGGUUAUUUAAAAAGGUAUCCAUCUUACUAAUACUUACUAAUACAUAAUCAAAUUUACAUUGCCAAAAUUGCUGUAGACAUUGUAGGUAAAUGUUUUAUCAGAUGUAAUGUAGUUUACAAUCAACACCAUUCUUUGAGUUUAAGAUUUUGAGGACUAUCCUUGAAAUAAUUAUAAUACUGAAAGAAUAGCCAUAGUUUUUUCUUCUAUCUAGACUUACAGCCAAUUCAGAGUAUUUAUAUUAAGAAGAUCCUGACUAAUCCGUAAUCCUCUUAUACCUUCUUUAUACAAUAGGCUUAUUGAUUGGUCUUUCAAGACUACCUUUAAUGGUGAUGUUUUAAACCAUGCAAUUUUAAAAUGUAGAGAGAUAAAAGGACCCUUCAAGAUGCAAUUAUAUCUUUUAUUUUGUUUAAAAUGUGGUACUAUUGCCUAUGCACUACCCUGGAUUACAUUAUAGUUCAAUAGCAGCGAAAAGAUGAAGGAUAAAAUUUAUCUAAAACUAAGCAAGAAGUUUUCCUAUCUUUGGGGAAGAGAUUUUUUAAAGACUAUUUCUAGAUUACUUUAAAAAUAAAAUGGCAUACAAUGAAAUUUAGAUUUCCUGUAAAUAUAUAUUUAAAAAAUAAAUAGAACGUGCCACCAAGCCCAUUAGACUUACAGGAUGCUUUUCCACAUAACCGAAACAAGGCAUGCAUUCUUUUUGUUAUUUUUGACACUAUUGUAUCCAAGAGCAAGCAGAUUAGAGUCUUCAGGAUUCUAAUAUAUAUGUCACUAGCAAUACAAUACUAUUGUCCUGUUUAUGGAUCAUGUGGAAUAAAACAGUUGUGUCAUCAGCCCAAAUCCUUAAAUGUCUUACACAGAGCUUUCUUAUGCAAUCUAUCUAUUUGGGAUAAUUUCUUUUCAUAGUCCACAAAAGAACCCCAAGCAAACGUAUACACAUUACAUAUAUGCAACAAAAUUUAUAAAAUAUGUAACUUACAGAUUUUUUAAGUAGAAGGACCACAACUCGUGACUUGUGAUGGCUUUACAUGAAAUAUAUCCUUGAACCUGCAAUUUUGUCACUUCAAUUUCCAGCAGUAAGUUCUGUUCAACUCAGUGGCAUUACUUUACUUUUAAGUUGGCACGAUCAUGCUACAAGUCUUUUCUUGACCCCCAAAAUACUCAGCAUUAUUCCAUUUUUUAAAAUUAAAUGGGAGGUAUAAGGGACAGAUUUAAUAUAUUGUGGAAAUUAAACUUUAAAUAAUUAAGAGGAAUUCAUAUCUACCCUUGUAUUUCAAGUUAGAAAUGUCAAGAAUAGUUUGGUUAUAAUGGUAUAUCACUUGGACUUGGGCAAGUAUUUUUUCAUAUUUGUACUAAGACCUAGUUUCAGUAACUGGCAUCCUUGAAAAAUUGCCCUGAUAGGAUAGUAAAACUUCAAAACCACUGCCAAAGUGUAAUCCAUUUUAAUUUUUUCUAUCAUAUCCUGGCCAUUAUGUAAGAAUUUUAAGUUGUCAUUAUUUCAUGAUGUAUUGCAUUGGACAAAACUCCAUUAAAUAUUCCAAGGUACUUUAUUGUGAGAAAUGUAAAAUGGUAGUUCAUAACCAUCCCUUACUCAAGAUAAGUUGUUCCUAUAGAAGAAGCUCUAACAUAGAAGUAUAUGUAGGAAUGUGCUUCAUUCCUUAUGUGUGUAGUACACCAUAGGAACGUAGGAACCUCCUUAUGACAAAAUCUUGUCUAUUUUCAUAGUUUAUGGCCUUUAAAAUUUUAUAAAUUGGAUAUGCCACUAAUCACUCUGAAAAAUAUGUAUGAAAAGCACGUGAUAUAUCACUGUGCUAUGGUCUCUGUCUCAAAGUACCCUCCUUGAAAAAUAUUAAAAGAUGUAUGGGCUGAGAUAACGUCACAAUUUCAGUUCCGGAUCUUGGAAUUAUUUUUUUUAACCAUUUCAAAACUAACAACCAAUCCCUAUUCACUAUCAUUAGGGUAAUCCUGCAUAUAUUUGUGCUAUUAAUCUGUGAAUCUGGCAUGUAUAGAAGGCCUCCUGAAUGUUCUCUGAUUUGAUUGAAGAGUCUCACCUAUUUCUGCUGCUAAGUUACUUUCAUUUGUAACACAUUUCAACCUAUUUCCCUGGCUACUAAUCUGAUAAUAACAAUGCUGUUAUCCAAAUAAACUGUUUCCCUGUCA
This is a messenger RNA of Crotalus tigris (Tiger rattlesnake), 5042 nucleotides long. It is a transcript of the gene MID1IP1, whose product is annotated as MID1 interacting protein 1. Gene Ontology annotation, biological process: regulation of lipid biosynthetic process. The coding region runs from base 661 to 1176 and encodes 171 amino acids. The record is from RefSeq and is a predicted model, not a curated record. NCBI's taxonomy places the organism in Eukaryota, Metazoa, Chordata, Lepidosauria, Squamata, Viperidae. The transcript has 2 exons. Gene Ontology annotation, cellular component: cytosol.